Messenger RNA from Aedes aegypti (yellow fever mosquito), 1159 nucleotides. RefSeq names its product triosephosphate isomerase (gene Tpi). Gene Ontology annotation, biological process: gluconeogenesis; glycerol catabolic process; glyceraldehyde-3-phosphate biosynthetic process. Gene Ontology annotation, molecular function: triose-phosphate isomerase activity. The record is from RefSeq and is a predicted model, not a curated record. Bases 196 to 939 code for a protein of 247 amino acids. NCBI's taxonomy places the organism in Eukaryota, Metazoa, Arthropoda, Insecta, Diptera, Culicidae. Gene Ontology annotation, cellular component: cytosol. The transcript is spliced from 3 exons.
GUGGCCCUCUCACUGGCCACUAAACGACGUGCGUUAUAUCCUCGGGGCAUAUACGUGCAAGAGAGGAACCGUGUUUUGCACUAAGGUCAUCUGGAGGUUGUUGAAGCUCUCCACAAAAGUGCAAACCGUCGCACCGGUAGGAAGCAAAUCCUCGUUCAUCUUUUCGCCGUCUAGUCAAUCCAAUCUUCAAACAAAAUGGGCCGCAAAUUCUGCGUCGGAGGAAACUGGAAGAUGAAUGGUGAUAAGGCCAGCAUCACCGAUCUGUGCAAGACCUUGACCACUGGACCGCUGAGUGCCGACACCGAGGUCAUCGUCGGAUGCCCAGCCCCCUAUCUGACCUUGGCUCGCUCCCAGCUGCCGGACAGCGUUGGAGUCGCCGCCCAGAACUGCUACAAGGUGGCCAAGGGUGCCUUCACCGGUGAAAUUUCGCCGGCCAUGCUGAAGGACUUGAACAUUGGCUGGGUCAUCCUGGGACAUUCGGAGCGUCGUGCCAUUUUCGGUGAAUCGGACGAACUGGUGGCCGAUAAGGUUGCGCACGCUUUGGCCGAAGGUCUGAAGGUCAUCGCUUGUAUCGGCGAAACGCUGCAGGAACGUGAAGCCGGUCAAACCGAGGCCGUGUGCUUCCGCCAGACCAAGGCCAUCGCCGAUAAGGUCAAGGACUGGAGCAACGUUGUGAUUGCUUACGAACCGGUCUGGGCUAUUGGUACCGGUAAGACUGCCACCCCGGAACAGGCCCAGGAAGUGCACGCUGCCCUGAGGAAGUGGUUCACCGAGAAUGUGUCCGCCGAUGUUUCUGGAGCAAUCCGAAUCCAGUACGGAGGAUCGGUCACUGCUGCCAACUGUCGUGAAUUGGCCGCCAAGCCCGACAUCGAUGGUUUCCUGGUUGGUGGUGCUUCGUUGAAGCCGGAGUUCAUUCAGAUCGUUAAUGCUAGGCAGUAAGUGGAGACGGAACUCUGCAAAAGGUAAAUCUUAUCACUCACCGCCAUUUCUCACUCUCUCGGGGCAUUUCGAAAGUUCGGAGCGUUCAGGCCUCAAACAGGAAUGAAUAAUUUAAAAGUAUAGGCGAAUUAUUAUGUAAGUUCAGAAAAUGCAGUAAUCACUGAUAACUAGAACAUAAACAAUACAAACAAAUACAAAAAACAUUGUUCAGCAAAAAGUA